Columba livia (rock pigeon) is the source of this 21876-nucleotide messenger RNA. It is a transcript of the gene ZC3H12C, whose product is annotated as zinc finger CCCH-type containing 12C. Gene Ontology annotation, molecular function: RNA endonuclease activity; metal ion binding; mRNA binding. Gene Ontology annotation, cellular component: cytoplasmic ribonucleoprotein granule; nucleus. The record is from RefSeq and is a predicted model, not a curated record. The coding region runs from base 13541 to 16210 and encodes 889 amino acids. The transcript is spliced from 6 exons. NCBI's taxonomy places the organism in Eukaryota, Metazoa, Chordata, Aves, Columbiformes, Columbidae.
GUAACAGGCAAAAACCUCUAAAAGCUUUGGUGGAACCAUUCUCAGAUCCAGCGGUGGCUUUUAAGUUGCAAUUUCUCUUAAAAAAUAAUUUUCAUUCACCUGUGUGUUUUGGACCUAAUUCUGCAGGCAUGUCUGAGUAAUGCCGGGCAUGUACGGUUGUAUUUGUGGAGCGGUGACGUUAUUUUAUGAUGCCCCCGGGGGAGGAAACCGCUGUGCUGUGUUUGUACAGCACCUUCUGCAGCCCAUCCUGGUUGUGUCUGGCUCUCCUGUGCCUGACCCUGCUUUGCCAACUUUGUCAGGGCCAAAUAGCCCUCAUGCGAUGGUGUUGCUGAAAGUUGGCUUAAGUAAACUCGUCCCACUGAACAGCAGACCACACUUCUUUAACAGCAGAUGUAUUGAAAUGUCUUGUUUACUGUGUCUUGUCCUCUCCGUCUGUGUUUGCAGAGCAGAGACAUCAUUCAUAAUUGUGGCUCUUAGGAUUACGGAAUUAACAGCAUACUUAAGAUAGCAGUAGUACAGUCUUUUGAUCUGAAAAGAAAAUAAACCAUUCAAGUAUGUCUGGGUUUUCAAAGUGGUGGGGUAAUUUGUCUUCCACAUCUCCUGACCACUUAGCCUGUGCCCACAUAGCAAACGACUGAGUUCACAAUAACACUUCUGCCAGUACUGUAUUAGAUAAAUCUUAAUUAGCUAAAUUUUCUAUCCGGUGAUGCUCCAGGCUUAGGUUACACCUCAACAAAGUGUACUGUAGUGAAUGAAUCAAAAUCUGAGCAUAUAGUUUUAAAGAGAAUUUGUUAUGUUAGUAUAAAACACAAAACAACAAUUUUAGAGAAAUAGGGAAAGGGCUUUGUAUAUUCUUCCUACCUUCUUUUUUAUGAAUUGGACCAAUUAGUCUUCAGAAUUCAAAAACUUUUUUUUCCCCUAAAGAAGGUAGUUGAACCAAUUCAAAAUAUUUAAUCUCUCCACAAACCUUGCCAUAUUUAUUCUUUUAGUCCAACAAGGUUGUUACACCUUUACUACUACGCUAAACUUCCAUAGGGCAGCAGUCAGUGGUCUUAUAAUUACCAUUACUAUUUGUGAUCCUUUUAAAAAGGCAGUUAUUAUUUAUAAGGUCCUGAUAGAACUCCAGUGGUAAUGUUUUUAGGCAUCUGCAGAUAAAACAUUCUUUAAAAAAUGUCAUCUCACAAUAUAAAUGCAAAGAGAAGUCGAGUUUAUUGAAGGUAUGCAAUUUAAAAACAAACCCCAUACACUCAACCUGACAGAGCAUGAAGGGAUUAUCCAGGCUUGACUCAUCUGUGUAGACUGUGCAGUUCAGGCUGACUGCUGAGCUGAGCAACAGUCCACUGGAGUGAUUUCACUGCUGCUUCUCUGGGUUGUGCCAGCCUUUACAAACGUUAUUGGUAUUCCAGAGCUGUUUUAUUCUUUUGAAGAAAAGCUAGGCUUGGAGUCAAUGAAACUUGAAAAGAUUGGGGAUUCAUUUUGAUAGUUGAUGAAACUAUUUACUGUUCGAUUUUACGUAGGUAAGUCAAAAACUGUAUGAGGUUUUCUUCUGUGAGGUCUUAUACAUCCUACAUGCAGUUGAAAAUACUCUUUAAGUGAGCUGGAAACAGACAAUUUAAAGUCAGUGUGAAGUGAAAAGAGGAACUUGCUUGGCUCAGGUCAGUGUUUGUUGUACUCAGAAAUGACUGUGGCUAUGCAACUCCAUGUUCAGUAGGAAGGAGGUGUGUGGUUUAGUUUGACUUCUUUCAUUACAGAAGUCAUUAAAUCUUGUUUGGUAUUUUCUGCAUCAGAUCUGUAACAUCGGGCUUGAACCAGUACUUAAAAAGAAAUCUGCUGUUGAACACUUAAAGUCUGUGUAGGUUUUCACUAGUUGCGCUUUUAUUUUUUAAGUAAGAUCCUACUCUGAAUUUUGCUAGCCUAAGCUUCCAGUCAGGGAUCUCUUUGUAGUCUGUAUUUUAAAUUCUUAAAAACUGAAGUACUUGAAAGAAAGUGACAGUAGUAAGAAAGGGGCUGGGGGGUUAUAGUAACUAAGAGGAAGGUUAGAAAAUGUGUGACGUGUUAACUCCUCUUUUUCCUGUUCUAUAAAUAUUAUUCCACUUCUUUUUCUGUCUCCCACAUGUAACAUGUAACUAACAUGGAUGAGGGGCUUUUUAAAGUUACUCAAGAGAGAUUUGGUUGUUCGGUGGUUUCUGCAGUGUUUGUUGCCAUGGCAGCUAGCCAGCGGCCUGAUUAGUGAUUAAGAUGGUUACACUUCGUUUUUGUGUCUUGUGGUACUGGAAACUAUAUCUGAGGUAUCAUAAGAAACAGCUGUUGUACAAAGACUGCAGUAAGUUGUUUCUGUGAAGAGACUGAAAUGCUUUUGUCCUCACACAGUUAUUGUACAGUGAUGCUUUAUAUCUGUUAUUAUGUAUAGUUGUGUUUAAAAUGCCUCCUGUCUUAAAGAUUGUUAGAUAUUUACAAUAAAUGUACUACUUCUACUAUAUAUUUGAAGGAAGAAACCCAUUAAUUGAACAAACCCGUUUUUUUAUGCUUGAGAGAAGUGACACUUCAGUUUAGUUACUAAAUUGUAUGUUAAAGGUAGAAUAUAACAAAAACAGAGGUGAGAUAGUGUGACAAGAAGCAGAGUCAUUUUUCUUACCUCCUGAUCUCAAGCUGUAGUCAUUUCCAGUUAGCACAUAGAUAGAAAAUCAAUUGUAAUCUGCUUAUAAUUGCCUUCUUGGUAGAGUUAUGAGGCAUUUCUCUCCCCUUGUCCCUCUCUCCACUCCCCCUUUCUUCUUUUUUUUCUAAUUGUUUCUUUUUCUCUCUUUCACCAUAUUUUUCCUCUGCAUGUCAUGUGGAAUAGGCAGCUUUCCAGAGUUAGAGGAGAAAAACAAUCUAUGGAUAUUUUUCACUUUAAAGCUCUGCAUCUUUAAAUGUUUUUGUGUGACAGUUUGAGGCUCUGUCAAAAAGUAUGUUCCUUACUGUGUUGUUUCGUGAUGAGCAGAAACUGAGGAAGGUUUUCAUAACCUUGGGGCUUUCUGCGUAGUUGAACUAGGCAUUUCUCUUUCACCCAUCAGGGUUGAUUAUUUCAGGGGAGAUCACAUUACUUGGGUAAAAGGCUGAGCUUGCACUCCCAAAAAUUCAAAUUGUAUUUUGCUUAGUAUGAAAUGCUGGGCUUGACACUGACUUUCCCAUUCUCCAAGGAUAUUAUAUUCCCCAGUUAUGGAGUUAUUUUAGCUUUUUGGUAAACUAAAGCUCCAUUCAUUCUUGAAUCAUAGCUUCAGAGGGAGUAUGUUUUGAAACAGUACUUUAAUUUUCGAACUUGUACUUAUGCUAUCCCGACUGGAAAGGUCCAGACAAGACCUUUUCAGUUUGCCCUGAGGAGUAAUGAAGCUCACCCUCUGCAACUGCAAGAUUUGUCAUUGUUCCAGGCUCACCUCCCAGCACACACCACACUAUCCUGACUGCCUGGGCAUUUUAAGGUUGUAUUUGCUUGAUUUAUGAUAUCAGGAUAACACUUCAAAAUUGGUUGUGUGUCAUCCUCAUCCCUGGGAGGGGAGAUGUCUGUUUAUGUAUGUAUAUGUCCAUGUGUGUGUGCGUGUGUAUGGUAGAUAGAUACAGAAGAGAAUGCUAGACCACCCUAGGAUCUGCUGUCCUUUAAAUGUAGAAAGCACCUAUGUGCUCACAUUUACAGCUCACAGUAUCUCUGUUUUAGACCAAAGUGUUUUGGUUCUGAGUUCUUUCAGGAUAAAUAGAUCCUUUGCAUAAAACUUUUGCAAGAUUAUACGAAGUAUUUAAAAUAUAUUAUUUGUUACAAGUAUAGCUUUCUUGAGAGUGGAUAGUGAGGAAACUAAAGCUAUGUCCAGGAUGAGGGAUUUUACUUAACAGGAAGCUGACAUUUUGAGAAAAGAGUAGAGAGAGAGGAGGGAGAGACUAACCAAGACGUUCAGUAUUUGGGAGUGAAGGAGAGUUUAAUGGAGGUUAAUAGUCCUCCCAAUGGAAGAAAUACAGUAAUUUCUUUUGGUAUGGAAGGAAUGUCUUGGGAGGUGGUUGAAAGCUGAAGGGGAGUGCCAGAGAUGGAGAAGUCAGUGAACCUGGAGGUGUUCAGCAGUAAAUGUGAUGAAGGUUAUUGCAAAUACCUGAAGAGCAGUCUGCUUGCUGCAAGUAGGUAAAGCUCAGAGGCUGGGAAGAGUCUUAAAUCCGUGAGUCCUUUACUAAUUUACAAAAACUGUCAUGAUAGUUCCUGAAUGACCAUUUCUGUGAACCAUCCUCCCCUAUGAGCUGUAAAAAGUAAUGUGUUAAGUUGCGAAAUCAGUGAAUCAGUCCCAUCAAACUUUGAAGUUUUCCGAUGAACUGAAAAUUUCUAUUGUGCUGUGACUUCAACCUUUUAUCUUAAGACUAAUGAAACUUGGUGGUUUGGCAGUGAUUAGCUGGAAGAGGGACAGAUUGUAUUAUUUCCUUUAACAGAAGUUACUUUCCUAGUCUCCUUUUGUUCUGCAAACUGUUAACAUAAGUAGCUGGUAACUAUAAAUCCUCAUCUCUAUGCUUUUUCGCGUCACCAUUCUAUUAUAGUUGGUGCCCUGACUCUUGACAGAUCUUUUCAGUCCUUCGUCAUCUGUAAAGCUAAUGUUUGAAUCACUGAGUUAUCUGAUAUUUCCAGCAUUAAUGCAUGGCCUCAUCUUUGCUGAGAGACAUUUCUCCUGUAAAAAGUACCAUCAACCCUUUCAUGGAGAUCUCCAUGUUACCUAAGUGGAAGAUCUGAGAGCCUCGUAUUUUGCAGCAACAUCUCUUAAGGCCUUUCCACCUUAAAACAUUAAACUGAUUUGAAAACCUCAGACGAUUUCUCCUUCAGCAGUAAUUCCAAUACAUACUAUUUGUAAUGCCAGAUACACCUCUGGAAAUGGUUUGUUCUGGCUGGGGAAGGGCUGUGUUGUACAAGUGCCCAGGGCUGUGCACCUGGGUUCACAAGUCUCUAUAGCAGCUGCUUCUGGGAUUGCUGCUGCUAUUCUUGCUGGGCUGCCAACUGGGCUUUUGCCGCUCUUGCUGAGCUGUGAGUUUGACUCAUUAGUGUUUCUGGAACUGUCACUGUUGGGAUUACGGUCUGGGUUUCUUGAAGUUGUUGCUGAGCUACAGCCUGUGCUUACAGCUGAAAGAUUAAAAUCAGAGUUUUCUGCUUCAGCUGUUGUUUCCUCAGCCACCUCUUUGCUUGUCUGUUAAUAGCUUUUUAUUUUAGCUAUUGUGUGGAAGAAGAUAACAUCUGGUAUCAUGCAUACAUUGAUGUGACUUUCAUCUGGUUCCAGCAAAAGACUGUGUGGCUCAUAAAUAUAUUUAGGUGGUACUCACUAGCUGGAGUUUGACCUUAUUACAUAGACUCAUCCAAAGUUUCGACUUAGUUUCUUGUGAGCUCUCUACAUUCUCUGAAUGAUCAUCUCUUGUGUUAUAAAUGGAACUUGGUAAACCACCCUUGCCUGAUGAGUUAUGUGAAAUUAAACUAUGGAUCUUCAGAGACAUUUAGCAUGUGUUUGCAUUGUGGAAUUACACAGCCAGUCUUUUUCAAGACUCAGAAUAAUUGAUCUUUCACUUUGCUAAGUUUAACUGUGUUGGUUACAUGCCUUGUCUCUCCAAAAGGUUUUAUUCAGUAUUUGGUGAUGAUCUUUCAUCUGAGUUGUUUUAUAGAACUGGCAGCUCAAAAGUUUUGUGAGGCUGUGGUAGCAAUCUGUAGUUCCUGUGGGACAUCUUCCUAAAUUUCAGGCUGUUGUUACAAAUCAGUUACCUCUUUAUGUGUACAGUUGUCACAAGAGGGACCUCAGAUAACAAACUCAUUUAGUGUGAAAACAAGCAUCAUCACCUUAAUACUGAUCUUUCUUGCUGUGCUUCACAUAGUUCCAUGAGCAGUUUGAAUUGUUCAGCUGCAGCGUGGAUGCAUUUGUCGGUAUGCCUGGGGGAGCUCUGGAGAGAAAACGCUUGGAGCAGGCAGACUAAAAACAGAUGCCUCCAGCGGGCAUUGUAAGUAGAGUUUAUUUCAUCCACUGAGAUGGAAUGAUUUUGUGGAAAGUGAAGCUUCAUCCCUUGUUAAGUGCAAGAUGAGGUUGCAAAAAUAGGUAAUGAGACCAAAUAGGCUGUAUUAGCAAGAGCAUAGCCAGCAGAUCAAGCGGAGUGAUCAUUUGCCUCUCUUUUGGCACUGAUGAGAUUGCAUUUGGAGCACUGUGUCCUGUUUUGGUUUCCAAGCACAGAAGGCACUGACUUUACUGGAGCAAGUCCAGUCGACAGCUACCAGGGUGAUUGGGGGACUGAAGCACAUCACAUACAAGGAGAGACUGGGAGAGCUGAAUUGGUUCAACCUUACUAAGAGAAGACUAAGGGGGAUCUUAUUGCUCUCUUCAGCUGCAUAAUGUGAGGCUAUAGAGAAGACAGAAGUAUUGCAGCAAAAGGACAAAAGACAGUAGUCACAAGUUACAGUGGAGAAAUUUUGGCUGGAAAUGAAUGAAAAUGGCACCAUGAGGAUACUUCAACACUGGGACAGGUGCCUUGAAAGUUUGUGGAAUUUCCAGCCUUGGAGUGCUCAGAAGUUGACCUGGAAAAGGCACUGAGCAUCCUACUAAAGUUGAGUGGGAGUUUGUUGGACUAGCUGACCUCUGGAGAUCACUUCCAAACUAGAUUAUUUAAUUCUAAACGUUAGUAGCAUCACCAGUUCUGAAUGAAGUCUUCCCAUUUGCAUCUGUCAUUGUCAGAUCUAACUUCAGGACAAGGUGGGACUCCGAAAAACAAAAUGUGAGCUCUGGGGGCCAGAAAGGGCUCAAAUAUUAAACUUAAUGAAGGAAUCUGUGCAGGUCUUCACAAGUCUAAAAUCUACCUGGCUUUCCAACUUAAAAAAAAAAAAAAAAGAGGGGGGGUGAAGGUAAGAGAAAAGAUUCAUAAAGUGGAGGCUAAACAUAAGGAAAUUUGGUCUGCAGUAUUAAUUUCUACUUUUAAAGUUGCAAACUUCUGAGCUCAGAAUGAAAUUAUUGUGAGACUCUGAAGACCUACAAAAAUUACAUUAAAUCACUAACAGAUGGUUUGUCUCCUUUCGAUAUAUUAUGUUCUUAAACAGAAGUGGGCAAACUGGUUUAUUAGUGUAUAAAUUACUAGGAUUUCAAAGCCUGGUGUAUGUAGUUCAGUGUGGGGUCUUCCUGGUAGUUUCUUCUGAGUUCUGGGAUCCAGGAAAUCUGAAGAAGCGCCAUACCUAAUUGACAGGUAGCCAGACUUCUGUGCAGCUAUUUUCUUUCUAUUUAUUUUUGAACUUGGAUUUACAGCUACAGUAACCCACUUUCUGUAAGAUCUGGCUAUUGUUGCUACUUGUCAGGUCUAUUAUAAGCUUUCCCAGAAAGUGAGAAAUAAUUAUAUACUAAGUGUGUCUUGACAAACUGUGUAACCGUCUCUGUCUUCUCUGAUUCUUAACUUACUCAAUCUGGCUCAAAAAUUGGACCUUAACGUAUUCUCUGGCUCUUUCAUUCUGGUAGAGAGUAAAUGGCAAGGCUGAAAGUCUUGCAGAAAAUCCGCUGCUGGCAGCUCUCUCGCAGAAGGCUCCAGUCCAAAAUGACAACUGCAGUCGUGUGGUACAGGCACAGGAAUUGUCUCUCAAAUAAGCAUAACCCUGUGAAGCCAUUUAGGGCGACGCAGAGUCCAACCAACACCUUGAAGUCUGUCCAGGAACCCCGGAGAUUAUGGAGCUCUGUUGCCAGCAGCAUGACCUGAAACACAACCUGGCCAUGUCACUAGACAGUUUGAGAGGCCUAUUUUCCUCUGACAAGCCUUUCAGACUCUUAAUAAUAGUCUGUGACACAGAUGAAAGAUGUUAGGUUGACUAGCUAAGUCUCUUAAAUUUGUAUUUAAAUAAAGAGAAUACUUUUUUUUUUUCCACAUAACCAUGUUAGUUUUGUUAGAGGAUUUUCUUCUGACAGAACAAAUUUGAAUAAAAGUACUUUGCUAAGCAUGACAGCUUACGCUUUGUACAGUUGUAGGCAUUGUCUGGCCACCCAAUAUUGUCACAGGGAAAGUUAAUUAGACAGUUCAAAUUUUCGUGCUCAGAAAGCAUCCAGACAGCGUGACUCAUUCUGGAAGUGGGAAGAGAUCAAAUCUAACAUGUAUCACUGGAAACGCUUUUUGUUUGUUUCUCGUGUGCUUUGUAUCUCAGUGUCUCAGCUUUAAUUCAUAAAUAAUAAAAUCAAGAAAGAAAUUCAACAGAGUGCCCUCCAGUGAUAAUCUUUAAAGCAGCAGUGUUCCCCAUUUGUUGCAGAAAUCGGCAGUGUGUUCCACGCCGCCCUGGCAUUGGUGGGAGCAGUUGCGUGACAGCCACCUCAGUGUACGGCAGGGGUUUUCAGCAUUUUCUGGCUUGCAGACUCCUGAAAACCUUCUGGUAGAGUUUGAAGCUCUAGAAUCUAAGUAGCUGAACUGCCACUUGGAUUUUCUUGGGUUCCUUUGGCAAACUGUGUAAAAAUAGGAUAGACCCUUUGCUGUGUGUACACUGAAAUUUGAAAAACAGUGGCAGAAGAUUUUUUUUUUUAAUUAUUAUUUUUAAUCUAGGAAAUUUUCUUAAUACCUUAAGAUGUUUUAGGUUCCCUCAUCCCCUGAUAGGGCAGAAACAAAUACAAGAUAUUUGAUUAAAGUGCAGUUUUAAAGAAAGCUAAAAAGACUGUUAGGCCUACCUCUCAGUGCUAAUGGCAGCUGUUGUAUUUUUCCCUUAUAUUUGCAUUUUUAAGUAAUUUUUUUUUUUACAGACAGGAAAUGGUACCUGAGGCCACAGUACUAAAGAAAGAUGGGAGUAGUUCUUCCAUGUGGCUGUAUCGUAGCAGGGAGUGAAAGGAUCUACCCCUACAGACACAGGCAUAGUGGAAAAAUUGAACCUUAACCAGCCAAACCACGGAAAUGAUCAAAUUAUUUAUGUCGCUAGUAAAGGAAGACAUUUCCCUGAUACUACUUACUUUCAAAAUUAGUCUUUGCUUCAGAAAAUGGGUUUCAUUUGAAGAGUAACUCCUCACUGCGGUGCUGGCGGGUGAUGUGGGAGUCUUUGCUGUCGCAGGCACUGCUUUGCGCUGCCUGCGUGGUGGCUGGUUUGGCUGGAGCCUGUCGGGCUCCUCAGGUGAGCACCACGUCAUCUCAUGACAAACAGCUCGUGGCUGUGGUCUUUGUCUACCCACAGGCACGCAAAGGCCAGAGCUGUUUAUACUCCUGAUCAGCAAAAAAAAUAAUUGCUAUGUCAUGGUAAAACUUAGGUUUUUUCCUCUUCAAAACAGAGGACGUCAUGAUCAAUGUAAAAACAGUUUCCUCAAGGCUUGCAUACAGUCAGUAUUCAUGAUCUAACUGGAUUAUAGUAGAAACUGGAGACCUUCUAACUCUCUUUUGAGAUGAUGGCCUGCUGGAGAAUGCAUCCCUGCUUUUUUAAACUUUAAGGAUAACAAUAGACAGCUGAGUCUUCUUUCCAAAAGUGAAACAACUCAUUGCUGCUUUGUUUUAAUGUUUUUGAAAGUGCAUAUUUUUCUACAGAGAAACUACACUGCAUUUAAAAAUGCAACUGACCUAUAUAUAUAUAUAUUAUUUUUUUUUAAGUCUAGGUGUUCUCUAGGCAGAGCAUUACUCAUCUUUAUCAUAAUUUCAGUUGUUUUUCUGAACUCGGGGCACUUUUUACUGGUGAUACAGUUCACUCCUCUGCGUGCCUGUAGAGUUGUGGUGGUUUUUUUGUUUUUAUGGCUGUGUGUAAACACAGUCUAUAGCACCACUUACCAUUCCUCAAAACUAAGUAAACUUCUUUCAAAGUGUUAUACUUAAGAUACUUUGCAUCUCUUAACAUACUAACUGGAAAAGAAGAAUUUGUUUUAUUACCACAUCAUAAUUUUAAAGAUAAGCACCUUCCUUGCAGCUCCCAAGUCCAACAGUAUAUGUAGGAUAUUUUUCAAUGGCACAGUAAUGGGUUUUGUCUGUAACAUACAAGUUUUAUUUCUAAUUCAUAAAUGCAAUGGUAUGUGAUUGAUUAACUUGUGCAGUGUAUUCUUGCAAAAGUAUCAUUUAUUACUGGAGGCUUAGCAUAAAGUUCUGCAAUCAAAGAUAAUGAAAUACAUUAAUGGGGCAAGUUGUCUUUCUAAUUGCUGCAAUAAUACCACUUUAGUUACAGAAUGACCACUUUGUAUGCUUGCAUGAAAUAAUUUCUUUUUAAAUAAGGCUUUGUUUUCAAUGUGUUUGAAACAACAGGAGUUGGCAAGAACUAGCAGCUUUUUAAGUGUUUUUUGGUUUGUUGUUGUUUUUUAUAGUAGCACAUCCCUAAUAUCUUCAGCCUAUGCUGUCUGAAUUUCCCAGCUGCUCCAGCUCUCCCUCCUUCCCUCUCUCUGCUCCUCCCAUGCGUGCUUCUCAUACCAAACUGGGCAGCGAGUGGGAGGGGACCCUCUCCUUCCCACCCCUCACCCAGCCAAGAGGUUCACCCUGGUCCCUGUCAGCAGCAUCCGAUCGCUUUGCUGGGUGCCCUUUGGAAAUCUUCCGCCAUGGAGUCCCUGAGCCCGUCACCUACAUCCAGUUCAUGAUUUUGUGCUGCCCUGCUGUUUAAUCAAGUGGUAUUAGGGAGCGAAGGAUGUAUACGACGUCCAAACUCUAGGAGCCACAAAAAUAGGCGUUUAUAGCUUACCGAUAUUUCAAUACCAAGAACUUGAAGAGCUAUUACUUUUGCUGUAGUUUGGUGACUUGAUUUAACUUACUCCUUGUAUUUUAGAUACGGUAAUAGGCGACUGCUUAAUUAGUCAGAUUACUGGAUUUAGAGGUUUUAACACAAAAAGUAGAAAUUGCUUUGUCUGUUCGUGCUGCCCAACUUCUUGUGAUGCUGUUACAGCCUCUCACAGAUAAGAUAGGAGAGCCACAGCGUUUCUUACUAUGGUUUUUUUUUUUUUGUUGACCUCAUCAUUCCCGUUAGGAAGCAUUGUGUAUGAAUGCUAUUCUGUCAUCACAAGCAUGAUUUAAUAGGACAGUCUGGCACCUUGUAAACCUUGGACAGCCCAGCUUCUUUCAGGGAAGAACUGAGAAAAUGCUUCCAGAACAGGCAGCUGGUUUAAGUAACUGACAUUGUACACAAAGUUGACUGAGAAAAUGUCAUCUUAAUUCAUGCAUCUACAGCUUGCUAGAAUAUUUUCUGUAAAUUAAUCAAUAUAAUGUAAAUUUUGAGAUUCUGUGUGUUCUGACUUUGGUCACAGGGCUGCAGGAUGGGGUUAGCAUGAACAAUAAUCUGCAACUAAAGUUUAGACCUGGUUCCCUCAAGACACAUACUUGGGAGCAUGCUGAGUUGCUGGGGGUGGGAGUAUUCCUAUUGACAUUGAGGAGACAGGUCUUUGCAAGUAAACGUCUUACAACCUCAUUUUUAAGGCUGAUUUUUAGGCCAGAUAAAUACACUUGCCCUGGUUGUGCUUGUAAGUAUACCAGUUCUGUGCUAUGGAGUUCUCAGUUUGUUACAGAUGUACAUAAAGGGUAUCGUACAUGUCCUCUGCCAAAAGAAGCAUUUCUGGUAUUGCAAGAGCAGUGCCUGGCUCUAAUCAGGGAGAUAUUCGUCUAACAACUAGCCAGGUGACCCUGCUUGUGUUUCAUGGCAAUUCUUGGACAUAGUUGAGCUGGACUGGCUUCAUAUUUUGCCUACAGAAGUUUUAAUAUGCUUAACAUUAUCCAAUACCAGCAACUGGGGUAGUCUAAAUACCACAGCAGGGACUGAUUAGCUUUUUCAGAUCACUACUUUUAUUCGCUGUUUGCAAAGAGGCUUAAUCCGGUGCUGGAGAUCAGGCGUCCCACUGUGCUCGUGGGUAGCUUUCUCUCACUCUUUGUGUUCACAGUGGCAGAAAUUAGUGAGGAGCCUCCUCCUGCCUCCAACUUAAAAGCUCCAAAAUAGCAGUGUUAGUAGUUGUUCUUGGGAGUGUUCAAGGGAAAGUGCAGACAAACUGCAGUUGGGGUUUCUGCUUUGCAGCUUAGUGUCUGGGCACAUCAUAAAUACAUCAAUGUAAUAACAUGGUGGUAUGGGCUUUCAUUUACUGUAUUGAAUCACUAUAAUAUCCACAUAAAGCUUGGGAAAUUACUCACAACUUUUCUAACAAACCUAUUCUAAUUCUUUCCUUCUUCUAAAUCACAGUGGAUGUUUCCCAGCAGAUAGCCUGUCCUCCCAAGCAGAGGAGGACAGCUGCCUCUGUGGUUCUUAGUAUUGCUUUCAGUAAUGAUGCUGAAGUUGAGUAAAUCCACUUUUCUAGUAGUCAUUCAGAGGAACAAUUGCAAAUGUAGAAUCCCCUCCUUAGUUACGCUGAGCUGUCUUCAGUGAGGUUAGCAGCAAUGGCAGCUUUUUGUUUGAAAGUCCACAUGUCUCCACCUUUUUUAUUAAGCAUCAAACCUUUCUAUUGUUAGAUUACUAAAUAUGAGUGUUGCAGGGCUUGGUGAUAUUGGAAAUGUUGGGCAGUGAGAGGAAGGAUGGACUGGAGUUUGUGUUUCCAUGUGGCUUACUUCGAUAAAAAUAAAACCAAUAAAAAGCUGGCAAUGGCUUAGCUCCUGACCUGUGUUCAAAUAUUUCAUUGUUGCAAAGAGACAGAAGAUCUUGGCAUCUAGAACAGGUCUGUGAAAUAAAAGGGAAAGAAGUUCUGUUGCAAAAAAAUAUGAGUGACUCCAGAACAAAAGAGUGAUUCAUAGUUCCUCUCUAUCAAGUGCCCUAGUGUUUCAAUGCCACUGCUUAAAAAUAUCCAUUAUUCCACAUAUUAAUAUCACAUGGUUUUAGUUUAGUCCGUUUCACCUUCCUUUGAAAUCACCCACAAGAUCUCUGUUAGAGUUGUGUGCAAAUGCAAGUUUAUUACAUUUAUUGACUGAUGUACAAAAGUGUCAGGAAAUUCAGAAAGCAGCUUCUGAAUACAUUUCAGUGUUUAGUGUGGGCUCGUUUCAUACCUCCUUGCACUUUGUACCAAUAUGAGUAAUUUUGCAAAAAGGAAAAGGGAAAUACAAACAGCUACUGAUAGAUUUAUUUCUCUUUAAUAUUUUUCCUUACAAAGAACUUUUUGUUUCCAUAAUAGAAGGGAUUAUAUUCCAUACGACUGAGAUAUUUUAAGAGGAACUCGCAACUUUUACUACUAUAAAAUAAUUCCUUUCUUUGUUUCAUGAAUUAGAAACAAUGAGGAGAAGCUGAAGUCUGCCCAAGCCAGGUGUUUCUUGUUGGCAGCCUGCUCCCUAAUGACUCUGGCUCUCGUACAGCAGCUGCCUGCUAGUCUCUUUUGUAUGGCCUAUUGUUGCUGCACACCCCUCGUUAAUACACAUGCUGCCCGGGGCAGACCCCGAGAAUGACAUCAACUUGCUUAUCUGAGACAGCUCCGAACCUGACGCAGGGUGGGUGGGAGGUUGCCUCGCAUCUGCCCGGCCAACUAAUUGUGGGCGCUGCGGGUCGUGAUUGGCUCCGCGGCCGCGCAGGAGUAGGUUAAGCAAAGACAUCGCGGGUCCAUCUGUUCGGCCAGUCAUUGUUCUGCUUGCUUGCCUGAAGUCUGCAGCUGAAAUCGCGUUAAGGAGUUGCUUCUGGAACAGCUACAGGAAACCAAUGUCUGUGUGUUUUCCAGCGAACGAAUACGGGACACUUUAUAUUCAGGAAUACAAGCAAAACAGCAAAGUGGAGUCAAGUACAUGCAGCAGCUUCAUGGGCUUGAAGGAUCAUCUGGGGCGUGACUUAGGCCACCUUUAUGUGGGGAGCACUGGCACACAAGUAAAUGCAAUUGUACCUUGGUCAGUGGCGGAGAAGCCAACGAUGGAUAAGGUUAAUUCUAGGAAAGAGGAUGUAGACAAGGAGGCAUCUGAAGAGACUUCUGGAAGCUCCAGCUGUGACUCUGAAGAAAGCACAAAUUCUGAUAAUGAUUCAGAGAGACUGAAUAGUUCUGCAUCAGAAUCACAUUUAUUACCUAAGACUCACCGACAGCUGUGCCGAUCUCCUUGCUUAGGGCCUCAUAUACUAAAAAGAAAUGAAAUCUUCCAAGACUUUAAGAUAGAAGAGGCUCAGAUAGUACCUAAGGAAGUCAAAAAGGCCCCUGAUGUGGUGAAAGAAUAUCAAACCAAACUGGAGUUUGCACUUAAGUUGGGUUACUCUGAAGAGCAGGUUCAACUUGUACUGAAUAAACUUGGUACUGAUGCUUUAAUAAAUGAUAUUUUGGGAGAACUUGUCAAACUUGGGAAUAAAACUGAGACUGAUCAGACUGUAACUAAUGCUAACACUAGUGUAAUGCGUGAAGCGUCUUCCAUAGAGUCUCAGAGAUCAGAGUCUCCGCUGCAGCAGGAUGUGACGGAGGACGGUGACAACCUGAGGCCAAUAGUUAUUGAUGGCAGCAACGUUGCAAUGAGCCAUGGGAACAAAGAAGUAUUUUCUUGUCGAGGAAUCAAGUUGGCAGUAGAUUGGUUUUUGGAAAGAGGCCACAAGGAUGUUACAGUGUUUGUACCAGCAUGGAGGAAAGAACAGUCGAGACCUGACGCUCUUAUCGCAGAUCAAGAAAUCUUGCGUAAAUUAGAAAAGGAGAAGAUUCUUGUGUUCACACCAUCCCGCCGGGUGCAAGGGAGAAGGGUGGUGUGCUACGAUGACCGAUUUAUUGUGAAGUUGGCCUUUGAGUCAGAUGGCAUCAUUGUUUCUAAUGAUAACUACAGGGAUCUAGCUAAUGAAAAGCCUGAAUGGAAGAAGUUCAUAGAUGAACGCUUGCUGAUGUAUUCAUUUGUUAAUGACAAAUUUAUGCCUCCUGAUGAUCCUCUUGGCCGCCAUGGUCCCAGUCUGGACAAUUUUCUUAGGAAGAAGCCUAUUGUGCCAGAACAUAAGAAGCAACCGUGUCCAUAUGGGAAGAAAUGUACCUAUGGACACAAAUGCAAAUACUAUCAUCCAGAAAGAGGAAAUCAGCCUCAGCGAUCUGUAGCUGAUGAACUUCGUGCCAUGUCUAGAAGCACAGCUGCCAAAACCACAAGUGAAGGAGGACUCGUAAAAAGCAAUAGCGUUCCCUGUAGCACUAAAAGUGACAGCACUUCUGAGCUGAAGCGUGCUGCGCCAAAGAGGCAAUCGGAUCCUAGUAUAAGGACUCAAGUCUAUCAAGACUUGGAGGAAAAGCUUCCCACCAAAAACAAGUUGGAAACCAGGUCUGUACCUUCUUUAGUUAGUAUACCAUGUUCCCCUGCUGCAAAACCCCAAAGUACUGCACCUUUAACUAACGGCCUUCCAUCCGGAGUUCACUUCCCACCUCAGGAUCAAAGACCACAGGGACAGUAUCCUACAGUGAUGAUGGCAACCAAAAAUCACGGAACGCCAAUGCCUUAUGACCAGUAUCCAAAAUGUGAGUCACCUGUGGAUGCAGGGUAUUACUCUAUGCUGAGUGCAUAUUCAAAUCUCAGUAUAUCUGGUCCACGUAGUCCUGAAAGGUGCUUCUCCUUGGACACGGACUAUAGGAUUAGCUCUGUAGCUUCCGACUGCAGCAGCGAAGGGAGCGUUAGCUGUGGCAGCAGUGAUUCCUACGUGGGUUACAGCGACCGCUCUUACGUGAGUUCGCCUGACCCACAGCUGGAGGAGAACUUGAAGUGCCAACACAUGCACCCCCAUGGCCGCCUUAACACUCAGCCCUUCCUACAGAGCUACCACGAGCCUCUCACACGAGUGCAAAGCUAUAGUCACGAAGAACCAAAGCAUCACCACAAACCUCCCGUUCCAUACAUGGCUGUGCAUCUACAGCAUCCAACAGUCGGUGCUCGCUCUAGUUGUCCGAACGACUACUCUACAUCUCAGAGUUCGUCACAUUCAAAGACCAUGCAUCUGGGGAGAGCCCUCGUGUCCACGAGAAUAGACAGCAUUUCAGACUCACGUUUGUAUGAUAAUUCUCCGUUAAGACACAGAAAGCCUUAUUCUGGCCAAGAUGGGCUUGGAAGUUGGGACAGGCAGAGCUACGGGAUGGAUGCGUACGGCUUCCGCCAGACCUACUCCUUGCCCAGUAACCCCACGCAGCCGUGUUACGAGCAGUUUGCCUUCCAAAGCUUACCUGAACAGCAGGACCAGACUUGGCGCGUACCUUACUGUGGAAUCCCUCAAGACCUUCCAAGGCACCCAGACACCCGGGAGAAGGUUUACAUUAACCUCUGCAACAUCUUCCCCCCCGAUCUUGUGAGGAUCGUCAUGAAGAAGAACCCUCACGUGACGGACGCUCAGCAGCUCGCUGCAGCCAUCUUGGUGGAAAAAUCUCAGCUGGGUUAUUGAGAGAUGAUGCAUCUUUGUGGUGUCGAGUAGUUUUCAGCUCAGCUCUGACGCUGAGGGAGGUUUGCUACAAUAGCAUUUGGGAUCUCCUUCUCGGCAAGGAGGUUAUAUAGUAAUCCAUUUAUGUGAAAUACUGUAUCAUGGAGUCUGUAUGUAUAGCCCCAUGCAUCAGAAGUACCAGAUAUGUUUUGUGUUCUAGUUUGAAAAAUUUUAAAUGGCUAUUUUCGCAGCUGGAGAAUGUUCCAGUUUAAAUUAAUAUAUAUACAUAUAUAUAUAUAUAUAUAUAUGAAAAACCUGUGGUCUCUGGUUAUAAUCUUUGGUGCAUCAGGGGUUUAUAUGCAGCACUUUCUAUCCUUAUUACAUGUUGUUGGGAUUUUUGUUUCCGUUUUUUGACUUGCUGGAUGUUUGUCCUUGGGCUGUGUGGUAUUAAAACAACCUGCAGAAAGAGGAUUUUGCUACUUCUGGCAGGCAAUUUUCAAGCCAAGUUUUUGAACUUUUUACAACAGCGUAAGUAUGUUUUUGUUUGUUUGUUUGUUUUUGUGAGCUUUUUUGUGCUAUAAUCAUCUAUUUAUAGGAAACAAAGAUUUACUACAGCACUGACUUCAUUUUUUUUUUAACAAAUAAUUAGGUUACCAGUUAACAGUGAAAUGGGUAACAAUAUAUUGGUAAUGUACAGUAUGGCACUUUUCAUGGCUUUCUUUGAUUUGUUUAAGUAGUUACAUGUUUUGUUGAUGCAGUUUAUCAGUAAGAUCAGAUGCAGUCAGAGGAAAAACAAAAUAUAUAUUUUUUUUACUAAUUUAUGGACAAGGUAAAAGCCUUAUUGCCUGAUUUUGAAAGGUGCUGAGAAUUUACAGCCCCCUUUUGGAGCAAGCAGGAGCUGCAGACUCUCAGAACCUCCCCAAACCAGGCCACCCUGUUUCAGUUCCCGUGUUGUUACCCAGCUCUGUGUGUUUCUGGUCAGUAGAAGGGGGCCUGAAAUCGCAGGGUCUCGUUUAGUUGUUUUGUGUGUUUUUAAUUUGUAUUGCUGCACAAGUGUACUGCAUAAAAUACGCUUUUCAUAAAGUAUUUACCUGUUUUUAAAUGAAUUUAAUUAUCUCAAUGCAAGUUUUGUAUUUAAGAUACUGUUUGAUUUUUCUUGCUAUUUAUCAAGGCUGGCCUGAAAAGGUUUUGUGUGUUGAGGAUAUGCAACAUUUAUUAACUGCACUAUGGUAAUGAUAUUGUAGCUCAAAAUAAUAACUUAAACCUUUUUCUUUUGAUUCUGUUUGGGUUGGAGAGGGAGGGUUGCGAGGAGAGAAGAUACCGUAGGUGUUCCUGAUAGUAGUUUUUGGCCUGUUGCGUCGUGUAGGCCCAAUUCUUGCCACAAAUAGUGUAGUUUUAGAAACAGACAAACCAAGUCUGUUUUAGUAUUAGUAAGGGAUAUUUCUGGUUUUAAGUCAUGGGUUUUACUAGCACUUCGUAAGCUUUUAUAUAUAAAUAUAUAUAUAAAAUAGAAAUAGAUUUUGCAAUUGAUGUCAGAUGUAUUUAUGUGACAUAGUUGCCAACAGUUUUAGGUUUUCAUCCAUUGUAACGAUGUUCAGUGUUACAAAAAAAAUCACUAGCUUACACUACUACUGCUGAUAAUUUUGGUACGCUUGCUGGAAUUUAAAGUAAGGCCCUGAAGAACCAGAAAGUACCUUUUACUGUUGAUACAAAUUGUAUCUUUUUAACUGAGAACUAUUUUGAUUUGUAGAUUAAAUAGAAACACAAACGUGUAACUAGUCUUUUGGGCAACAUUUUAUCCCUUAUUUAAAAAAUUAGAGAUUUCAGGCAUAGAACAGGUUUAGGCAAGUAAAGGUAGAUAUUUAUUUAGGUGUCUGUCUCAAUUUCACACGUUAAAAAGAAAAAAAAAAAGCAAGUAUUGGCAUCUUCUUCCUUCUAAAAUCUUUGUAGUGGGAACUCACUAAAAUAAAGGUAAAAUGCUGCCUGAAAAAUGAUGUCCAAGCACCUUUGAAUACGAAGACGUUUUCACUACUUGUGCGACACCGUGUGUUGCAACGAGUAGGGUUUGGGUAUACAGUAAAUGCUUCUAAAGAGCAUUGUGCUUAUAGACACAUCCAAUAAUCUGAACCAUGUUCAGCAAACCGAUUCGGGAGGUGGUGCUCAUGUGGGUCCCGCUGCAGAUGUGCUGCGGGAUCUGUCACCUGUCCCUGCGGCAGCGCCGGGGGACUCGGCGCCGCUGUCCUGUCUGGCUGUUCAGGGAGAGGACUUCUUCAUCCGUGGCAACAGUUUUUCCCUGGAUUUGGUUGGUCGCCAUCCGUAGAGCGUGUUUUAAUGUAGAGAUCGAUGCAGUGCUGACGCUGAGGUUUGAACUGGGAAGUGGGUCUCAUCUUAGUUGUACACUGAGAUUUUUUGAAAUUGAAUUACACUUAAGUACUACACCAUAGUGUAGAUGCAGCUGUUUUAAUAAUGCAAUUAUUAUAUUUGUGUUUUUAAUGGGUUUCUACAUUUAUUUUUUAUGUAGGAAUUUACUUCUGCCAAAAGUUGAAUUCCUUUAAGCAUGAACAGAAACAUGUGUAUGUAGUAGAGGCGUUUGGUCUUUUUCCGUAUCGCGUGAGCAUCAGAACGCUCCCUGCUGUGUACAUGGAGCGGUCUGGGCUCAGCCACGGUGUUAAAACGGUGCGAGGAGACGCGUGGGACUGUGUGCUCUCAGUAUUGGUUGCCUCCGGGGGGGGUUCAAUGCAGUAUUGAACCCCUGGAAGUGUGUGGAUUGCUAGAGAAUUCCUGUAAUAGGUUCUGUGCUUUGUGCUCAGGCACUGAAAAUGCUUUAAAAGUAUAAGAAAAGGAGUAAUCGGAUGGUUUUUAAUGUUGUGCAAUGAUGUGCUAGUUCCCCUUAGACUCUCUUAUGUUGGGUAAAGCAGAUUUGCUGUGGACAAGGUAUUGGCCUUGAUAUUUCCUUGGUUUUUGCUGUGAUAAUAAUGAGGAGUUGCCUGUGAACUCCUCCACAAAGAAGACACCAGUCUAUGUAUUUAACAGCCUUUAGGAAGGACACCAGUAAUAAACAUGAAGCAAUGAUACUGGUAAGAUACUACAUUUGUCAAUGCAAUUGCAUUGAUGCAAAUAAAUGAACUGUAACAUCCCGUGUUACUUAAACAGUGAAGGUGGUUCAGUGAUCCCUCCCCAGCUGAAUGCUGCAACUGCAGUGAAGGAUUAAGCACCUUCAGGUUAGACCUGUCCCACCACGCGAAGAGGGCAACACUCUCCCUUGUCUUCAGUACUUGAGAGCUAUUUUGAUACUUAGCAGAAACUCCAUAUUUUUAGAUACAAUCCCAAGCUAUUAUAUCAGUAAUAGUACAUAGAUACUCAGUAUUUUGAAUGCACAUUUACAUGAGGCAUCUGCCCACGACUGUUUUGUAUACAACGUGUUGCCAAUAUUUAGAGUUUUAAACCUAACUUUGAGGUAAAUAUGCCCAGGCUGUGACAGUAUUAAUAGCUUUGUUGUCUCUUUUUUUUUUUUUAAUAUAAGUAUGUGUGCGUAUAUGUCUACAUAUAUACACACUCACAUGCACUUGGCAAGUGGGUUUAAGCCUACUGCUAAUAAUCCGAGGUAAGAUCAUAUCUUUUCAGGUGUCCUUAUUUUCUGUGGUGUGUCUGAAUCGUAGCUCGGUCCCCCGCUGCAGAAUAGCUGUGGGGAGAGCCGGCAGCCCGCUGUGUUGUGUGACACCCCAAAAAGGAGUCGCGCGGGCCAGCGCAGCGCUGGAAGGGGACUUGUGCAGCCGUGCAGCCUAUGGGCUCUGGCUGAUCUUCUGCUGUGGAAGUCGUAGCUAGUGGUGGACGCUUUUCCAAGAGUAUCAAAGCUGUCGGUGCAACCCUGAGUACCUCACUGGGCACAGAAAGCUGGGGGCGUUUGCCCCGGCGCGGUGAGCACCAGAGGAGUAAAAGCCUUGGGUGAGAGCUGCUGCAGCAUCGGGCUGCGCUGAGACUGCCAAACAUUCAUCGGUUUUCAGCUGAUGGUUUGACCAAGGUGUUUGCAAUGUCUAAGGCUUGAAAAAUGAAACACAAUGUUUUCGUACUCUCUGGAGCAUUUAGAAAAAUACCCAACUGACUUUUCAUUGCUACUGAAAAUUUAAAAUACUGUGCAAUUAAAGAUACCAUUUUUUAAAAUAAAAAUAAUGUAGAAAUUAUUUAUUUUGAUUUACAGUGUGACUCUUGCUAAUUUAUUCCUUGCAUUAUAAGGCUGUGGUGGAGUGCUGUUUAUAUUUUUUAUUUAUCAUAGGAACUAAAACUGCUGAGAAUAAAAACCAAUAGAUUUAAACUUCAAACAACAACAGAAAAACGCUAUGGCCUUCUUUUGUUUUUUUAUACAAGGGCUGAGGUUUUAUAAAUGUCAUAUCAUGCAUUUUAUAUACUUUGUACGUUUUAGAGAAGUGCAGUUUAAGAAUUUUGUUCAAAUUGAGUAUGUAUGUGCACAUUGUUUAGACUAACCAUGUAACUAACCCUCAAAUCACCCGUGUUAUUGUUCCAGCUAACCUUUUGCUAGGUAACAUCAGAGACAUUCAGACUUCAUCUUUAGAUGUUCUAGAAUACAUUUCAUUGAGGUUUCAUCAGAAACUGGUCACCAAAUGGCACGUGAAAUGCCUGUUUGUGUGUGACUCACCCGCUGUGCGCUGGGUUUCCCUGGCGGGGCACUGGGUGUAACGGCACCAUCAAUACGGUGUGGUGUUCAUAGAUACAAGUAUGCUUUAAAUAGCGUCCCAGCUUCCAUUUUCAGGUUUUAAAGGGUUGUCACAACCCGUGCUUGCAAUGUUUAUUCCUCUGUCUACCUUCUAAGCUAAAUGAUGGCAAUAGUUCUCAUCUCCUCUCUCAGGUGUAAUGGCCGCUGGAGGGCCCGGUCUCCGAGUGCUCACACAUUGACCCGGCUCGGGCACAGGUUACUUCUGUGCGCUGAUUCCAGUGGCGCUAGAGGAGACCCGAGUUAAACCGGGCCUGUGUGUAAGCGCGGGAGGAGCGGGGGCUUGAGGAGCACAUCUGGAGCACAGCUGGGGAGCCGCCUGCACCCACUCAGAGCCGAGAUCUCGCUGGUGCUGACAGGCCGUUCAGCCGGGAUCGCAGUUUGUGGCUGUUGGGAACGCUCCAAACCAAAUCUCUGGAGAUGUUUAAGCACAUCAAAGGUGUAACAACCUUCUCUUCACCUUAUAAAACAAAAACCUCACUGCUUUUUUUAAGCUGACUUGUUCUUUCGCUCUCAGAUGAAGUCUCAUUUACCAAGUUAGGUUGGCUGGUUGGUUACUUUUUUGUUUAUCUGAACAACAUUCUCGAUGGAACUGAUGUUUAAAAACUGUUUUACCAGCAUAUUACAGAACAUGCUGCCAGGAAACAGAAAUGCAGAUACAGCAGCAAUAAUUGCGUUGUGUAGUUCAUUUCCCCGUCAUUAUCUCUGUACUUGUGUUGACUAGAUGAGAUUUUUAAUAUUGUCCUGAAGUCCACUCCAGCAAAAAAAAUGCGUUAAAAAUAAUGUUUGGACUAUUUGAUAAAGCAAUUGUCAUACUGGCUCUUUGUUCCUUCACUGGUUACUCUGUAUGAUUUCUGUGAUGUGACUAUUCACAUCUUAAAACUACCUUCUAAACCAUACAGAAAAAAAUGUACAUGGAUUCUGCUUUUAGAGAAGAAAAUAAAGAUUCAUUUUCCUCGUU